UGUUCUAUACAUGUGUCUAAAGAUUCGAUAUGAUGGAUGAAAAAAAUUUAGUCAGAAAACUAAACAGGGCCCAAGACUGGACGUGAGGAAGAUGACUGGACUGGACUACUGGAGGCGGCGGCUGAGAGGCAGAGGGUUACAGGUACAGUACGCUGCGGGGCCCGCCGCGCAGAGAGUAGGCGGAGGAGUCGCCAGCCACAAGGCCCCAGAGCAAAAGAAAACAAAGUUGCCAAUUCGGGUUGACCCCUCCAUUAAUCCCCGCGACGGCGGCCCCAGCGGCGCCUCGCUCCGCGGAUCCCUCGCCCGCGCUCCCCACAUCCUGUUCCUGCCGUGCCAUUUACCAUGCUGCCCUUGCCCCUCCGCUGAAUCUCUACGUACUGCUACAGCACAGCAGGGCACGACGGCCUACACUUAACCAAAUCCUGCCACGCUACAGCUAACUAAUCCUACACAUGACACACAUACCACCACCACCACCACCACUGCGAGCCUCCUGCGCCGCUGGUCCGUCCGCGUCCGGUCGGCAACGAGUCCGCCCCCGCGGCCGGCCCGGCUGCUAUAUAAAUCCACCCGACUCGCUUCCUCUCCUCACCACGUCUCCCCCCCUCACCUCUCCCCUUGCCACCUCACGCGCGCUCCUGCUCUUGCGCUCUUUUGGCUUCGCCGAGGCCAAGCAUAACAAACUCCCUCUCUCUCUCUCUGUGUCUCUGCUCCCUGCACGGAGGACGGAGCGGACGCAUGGGGUGGGGGUGGACGGCGCUGGCGGCGGCAGGCGCGGUGGCGUACGUGGUGGUGAAGCUGAUGGAGGUGCUGUGGUGGCGGCCGCGGCGGGUGGAGCGGCACUUCGCGCGGCAGGGGAUCAGGGGCCCCCGCUACCGCUUCUUCGUCGGCUGCGUCCGCGAGAUGGUGGCGCUCAUGGUGGCCGCCUCCGCCAAGCCAAUGCCGCGCCCCUACCGCUCCCACAACGUCCUCCCGCGCGUCCUCGCCUUCUACCACCACUGGAAGAAAAUCUACGGUUCCACGUUCCUGAUAUGGUUCGGCCCGACGCCGAGGCUCGCCGUCGCCGACCCGGACCUCAUCCGGGAGAUCCUCCUGUCCCGCGCCGACCACUUCGACCGCUACGAGUCGCACCCGAUGGUGCGCCAGCUCGAGGGCGAGGGGCUCGUCAGCCUGCGCGGCGACAAGUGGGCGCACCGCCGCAAGGUGCUCACGCCGGCGUUCCACAUGGAGAACCUCAAGCUGCUGCUGCCGUUCGUCGGGCAGACAGUGGUCGACAUGGUGGACAAGUGGCACGACAUGGCCGCCGCGGCGUCCGGCGAGGUCGAGAUCGACGUGUCCGAGUGGUUCCAGGUGGUGACGGAGGACGCCAUCACCCGCACGGCGUUCGGCCGGAGCUACGAGGACGGCAAGGCCGUCUUCAAGCUCCAGACUCAGCUCAUGGCCUUCGCCUCCGAGGCAUUUCGCAAGGUCUUCAUCCCUGGAUACAGGUUCCUGCCGACCAAGAAGAACACGAGCUCGUGGAAGCUGGACAAGGAGAUCAGAAAGAACCUGGUGACGCUCAUCGGCCGGCGGCAGGAAGCUGCGGACGACGAGAAGCUCAGCGGCUGUGCCAAGGACCUCCUCGGCCUCAUGAUCAGCGCGAGCAGCAACGGCGGCAAGGUGAGCCCCAUCACCGUCAACGACAUAGUGGAGGAGUGCAAGACGUUCUUCUUCGCCGGCAAGCAGACCACGUCGAACCUCCUGACAUGGACCACAGUCUUGCUCGCCAUGCACCCCGAGUGGCAGGAGCUCGCCCGACAGGAGGUACUCCAAGUCUGCGGGGCGCGUGACAUCCCCUCCCGCGAGCAGCUCGCCAAGCUCAAGACACUCGGGAUGAUCCUGAACGAGACGCUGCGGCUGUACCCGCCGGCUGUGGCGACGGUGCGCCGAGCCAAGACCGACGUGGAGCUCGGCGGGUGCCUGAUCCCGCGCGACACGGAGCUGCUGAUCCCGAUCAUGGCCGUGCACCACGACGCGCGGCUGUGGGGCGCGGACGCCACGCAGUUCAACCCGGCGCGGUUCGCCAAGGGCGUGGCGCAGGCCGCCGCGCACCCCACGGCGUUCAUCCCGUUCGGCCUGGGCGCGCGGAUGUGCAUUGGCCAGAACCUGGCGCUCCUCGAGUCCAAGCUCACGGUGGCCAUCAUCCUCCAGCGGUUCGACUUCCGGCUGUCGCCCAGCUACCUCCAUGCGCCGACGGUACUGAUGCUCCUCCACCCGCAAUACGGGGCGCCCGUGAUCUUCCGGCCGCGAUCAUGUGAGCCGUCCGAUCGCGACAAUCGGGAUAUGUGAAGAGAUGAUGGAGAUUAUACUAACCUUGUCAGUGACAAUUGCGCCUGGCAUAAUGACCAAUAACCCCCUCCGCAGGCUCAGGAUGUGCUGCUUUGCCUUGAAGAGCAGAGACCAUAGGAGCAAAGCUAAGACUACCACCAGUCCACCAGGGACAAGUGACUAGAAGAAGCACCACCGUACUGUACUAAGUACUAACAAAUAUAUAUCCUGCUGAUGCUGAAGAUGCCAGCUGCAGCUUAGAUUAGUAGAGCAGAUUAGAAGGCUUGACCAGUGCCUCCCAAUUUUUCAGUCUUUUGGGUUGAUGAUUUUCCUUCCUUCCAUCUUUGGAUGAGGUUUUGCCGGGUGUGGUUGGUGUAUGAAGGAUUGCAAAUUGUACA
Sorghum bicolor (sorghum) is the source of this 2705-nucleotide messenger RNA. Its product is annotated as cytochrome P450 734A6. The coding region runs from base 739 to 2328 and encodes 529 amino acids. Gene Ontology annotation, molecular function: oxidoreductase activity, acting on paired donors, with incorporation or reduction of molecular oxygen; monooxygenase activity; heme binding. The transcript has 5 exons. Gene Ontology annotation, biological process: brassinosteroid metabolic process; brassinosteroid homeostasis. Lineage: Eukaryota; Viridiplantae; Streptophyta; Magnoliopsida; Poales; Poaceae. The record is from RefSeq and is a predicted model, not a curated record.